UUCAAAUGAUAUGACGAUUGAAAAUAAGAAAAUAAAUUUUAUACAAAAUAAUUGAAUAAUUUGCGAAUUACUAUUGUUAGUUUUUGUCCCGAGCGAUGUUGUCAACUCGCAUUUUCUAGAAUCGUAAUUAAACGCUACGGUGCCUUGCCGCGUAUGGAAAGAUCAAUAAACGCAGAAGCUGGUCGCGACUCGUAGCGCAGGUUAUUCCAGAAUGACGUAUCACAUCGUCGUGUAGGUUAUGUGUGACAGCUAACCUAGCAAUAUUGCGUGCAUCAAAUACGUUGAGAGGUUUUAAAACCGGCGAUCGACAGUUCGUGCGUAUGUUUCUAACGUGAAUUUGAACUUUAAACGAGGAUGGAUAAUAACGUCGCGAGUGAAAAGAGGCCUCAGACAAACGAGGAGAUAAUAGACGAGCUGACCAAAGGCCUUGAGGAUUCGGCGAUUAGGCAAACACCGACGGAGUCCAGAGGCGAAAACAAAGAGAGUGAAAAGGACAAAGUACAGCCUAGUACGAGGGUCGGUAAUGAUAAAAUUAGCGACGAUCCUUUCGCGGCGAUAGGAAAGGACGAAGAUGAAGACGAGGAACAGGAUGGAAAGAAAAUCACCGAACUACCGGAUGAUUUCAUUGACGAAGAGGCUCUGAAGGACAGAGAAGUCGACUUGACGGAGGAGCAGAGAGAGGCGCUGAGGAAGGACGCGGAGAGUCUGAAGAACGAGGGAAACGAGCUUUUCAAAAGCGGUGAAUAUCAGAAAGCCAUGGACGCUUACACCAGAGGUAUACAAACCUGUUCGCUCGCCUUCGACAAGGACAGAUCGAUUCUUUAUGCUAACAGAGCGGCGGCGAAGAUGAAAUACAUGGAGAACAAAGACUCCGCUAUAUCGGACUGCACCAAAGCGUUGGAACUGAAUUCUAGUUACUUGAAGGCUUAUUUGAGGAGGGCACAGCUCUACGAAGAGUCUGAUAAACUCGACGAAGCCUUGGAGGAUUUCAAGAAGAUUCUUACCUUCGACCCGGCGCAUAGCGAAGCGAAUUACGCUGUCAGGAGAUUACCGCCGUUGAUCGCGGAGAGAAACGAGAAGUUGAAAACAGAGAUGAUAGGGAAGUUGAAAGACCUCGGAAAUAUGGUCUUGAGACCAUUCGGCCUUUCCACAGACAACUUUGAGCUGAAACAGGACCCUAAUAGCGGCGGAUACUCCGUUAACUUCAACCAAACGCCAAGAUAAUAUUGAAAGAGCGUAACGAUUGCUUGACACAAGGAACAGAAGACAUAUGGCUUUCUAUAAGUAUGAAAUCAUCUAUAUGUUUAAGUUUACUCAGAAUAAAGAGACUCUGGUACGUCACGUUA
Neodiprion fabricii is the source of this 1346-nucleotide messenger RNA. It is a transcript of the gene Ttc1, whose product is annotated as tetratricopeptide repeat protein 1. The transcript has 4 exons. Gene Ontology annotation, molecular function: protein binding. Bases 355 to 1224 code for a protein of 289 amino acids. NCBI's taxonomy places the organism in Eukaryota, Metazoa, Arthropoda, Insecta, Hymenoptera, Diprionidae. The record is from RefSeq and is a predicted model, not a curated record.